CAUGACAUGCGUUCAGUCUCCGCGUAGAGUUGACCUGCGGCAGAGUUGGGUUUAGGUUAGAACGGAUUUGGUGUCCAUCGUGGAUCAAUGCCGGCAGUGGGUGAUUAGUUCUAAUUCCGAAGAACCGCACGCGUAAUAUGAAUUAAUUUCCACUCCUAGUGAUUAUAAAUUGAAAGAGGGCCGUUCUUUUGUUUUCGACUGCCAAUUUUAUGGACAAAAUUUGAGAAAUGGAUAGCACCGUUAAAAAAGAAAGAAAACCAAAUCCAAGGGAAAAUGCUUUUCCCCUAUCAGUGGUAACCUUUUCAUACCUCAUACCCACUUUCAUCAAGGGGUUCAAACGAGACCUCACCGAAGCUGACCUCACAGAAACUCUAAGUGAACACAAAUCAAAAGCGUUGGGCGACAGAUUAGAAAGGGCAUGGAUGAAGGAACAAGAGAGAGCGAAGAAAAAAAAUGGAACUCCUUCCCUGAGGAGGGCCUUGUUCAGAGUUUUUGGAUUCGAAUUUAUGAUCUACGGAAUAAUAUUAGCUGUAAGUGAAUCUAUUAGAUUGUGCCAACCGUAUUGUUUGGGAAAAUUGGUGCAUUAUUUCAGCGCUGUGGCAUAUCGAAAACAAAUACUACAACCUAUAGCGAUAGGAAGAUUGCUGGAUUUCUAUUCCCCAAGUAAUACAGAAAUAACGAAAGAUGACGCUUAUAUUUAUGCUGGAGCGGUUGUUUUAUGCUCAUUGAUCAAUGUUUUGGUGGUACAUCCCUACAUGCUGGGAGUGUCCCAUCUGGGGAUGAAGCUCAGAAUAGCUUGUUGCUCUCUAAUCUACAGAAAAUCCCUGAGGUUGAGCAAUACGGCCCUAGGAGAGACGACCAUUGGACAAGUGGUCAAUUUAUUGUCGAACGAUGUCAACAGAUUCGACGUUUCGCUUAUUUUUGGGCACCAGUUAUGGGUGGCUCCACUAGAGACAAUUGUGGUAUCUUAUUUGUUGUACCUUGAGAUUGGAGUGUCAGCUUUCCUUGGUAUCGUACUGCUCUUGGUGUUCAUACCUAUGCAGAUUUACAUUGGAAAGAAAGUAUCAAUUGUUCGCCUAAAAACAGCUCUAAGAACGGAUGAAAGAGUUCGUUUGAUGAGUGAAAUAAUCAACGGUAUCCAAGUAAUCAAGAUGUACGCUUGGGAAAAGCCAUUCGCUAAGUUGAUCGGCGCAGCUAGAAGGUACGAAAUUAAAAUGCUCAGAAUCGCAGGCUUCUUCAAAGGAAUCAUAUUAUCAUUCAUCAUUUUCAACACCCGUUUAUCCAUUUUCGCGAGUAUCAUAGCCUACGUUCUCCUUGGCAACAGCAUUAAUGCUGAAAAAGUGUUUGUCCUCACAUCAUUCUACAACAUAUUGAGAGCAACAAUGACCGUAUUCUUCCCAACUGGAAUAGUGAUGGUUGCAGAGGCCAAUGUUUCCGUCAAUAGACUAAAUAAAUUUCUGAACUACGAAGAGAGGGUGCCUAGUGAGACCACCAAGGAGAUCCAGAGAAAUCUGAGAGAUAAAAAAGACGUCGAAGAAAGUACAGAAACAUCCAUGAACGGCGUCGAUACGAGCAUUGCGAAAAAAGACGUAGAUAUCGGUAUUUUCAUGAAAAAUGGUUGGGCUAAAUGGAGCGAGGCUUCAAUGGACAAUACUUUGUCAGAAAUCACGUUUUCUGUAACCCCUGGAAAAUUGUUAGCAGUUAUCGGACCGGUUGGUAGCGGAAAGUCAAGUUUAUUCCAGACAAUACUUAAAGAAUUACCUCUAAUGGAUGGAUCUUUGGUAGUCAAUGGUGAAAUAAGCUAUGCAUCACAAGAACCUUGGCUGUUUUCUGGUACAGUUAGGCAGAACAUCCUCUUUGGAUUGCCAAUGGACAAGCUCCGUUACAAGACUGUAGUUAAAACGUGUGCCUUAGAAAGAGACUUUACACUUCUACCAUAUGGCGAUAAAACUUUAGUAGGUGACAGAGGAGUGUCUCUUAGUGGAGGUCAAAGGGCAAGAAUCAAUCUGGCAAGGGCUGUUUACAAAGAAGCUGAUAUAUACCUUUUAGAUGAUCCUCUAUCAGCUGUUGAUACCCAUGUAGGAAAAGAACUCUUCGAUAAAUGUAUCAAUGGGUAUCUGAGAGAUAAAACUGUGAUAUUAAUUACCCAUCAAUUACAAUAUUUGAAUGACGUGAACCAUAUAAUCUAUCUGGACGAUGGAUUCAUCAAAGCAGAAGGUACGUUCAGAGAGUUACAAAAUGCCAACCUUGAUUUUACGAAGUUGCUUGGAAAAGUUGAGAAGGAGGAAGACAAGAAAAGGGAAAAGGAGGAGACGGAACUGAAAAGGUUGAAUUCCAUAGUUAGUAGAAGUUCAGUUGAAGAUGCUCCUGCGCAAGUUGAAGAGCAGAUGAGUAAAGGUACUCUAGGUUUUCAUGUGUACAAGGCUUAUUUGAGAGCUGGUGGAAAUUGGUGUGUCCUGUUCAUAGUCUUUAUGAUGUUCUUUAUCGUACAAGGCCUGGCCAGUGUUUCAGAUUAUUUCUUGACAUUUUGGGUGAAUCUAGAAGACAGAAAUUUCACCGAAGUUGAGAGUAUGUUAGAGUCUUCUACUAUGGGAUUAUUCCAAAACUUAAACUCAACAAUGUCACCCAUAACAGAAGAUGAUGAUUUCUGGGAUUUUACUCGAAACACCUGCAUAAUUGUUUACUCUGUCAUCAUGGGUUCUCUUGUUGUUCUAACGUUGAUACGAUCAUUCUCCUUCUUUGUGAUCUGCAUGAGAGCUUCGACAAGACUUCACGAUAAUAUGUUUGGAAGUAUUUCAAUUGCCACAAUGAAUUUCUUCAACAACAAUCCUGCAGGCAGGAUUUUGAAUAGAUUUUCAAAAGAUAUGGGUGCUGUGGAUGAGCAACUACCAGGAGCUAUGAUUGAUUGUUUACAGAUUGGACUCACACUCGUGGGUAUUAUAGUUGUUAUAGGAGCAGUUAGUCCAAUAUUACUCGCACCAACUGCAGUUAUGGCCCUCAUUUUUUAUUUGCUCAGGUCUUUCUAUCUGAGCACAAGUAGAAAUGUGAAGAGAUUGGAAGGAGUUACUCGUAGUCCAGUGUUCUCACAUAUCAAUGCAACCCUAAACGGUUUAACUACAAUAAGAGCUUUUGAAGCACAGGAUAUUCUUACCAAGGAAUUUGAUAAUCAUCAAGAUCUGCAUAGUUCUGCAUGGUUCAGCUUCAUUGCAACAUCCAGAGCCUUUGGUUAUUGGCUAGAUUUGAUUUGUAUAAUUUAUAUUAUCCUUGUAACUUUCAGUUUUCUCGUCAUUGAUGACGAUCAUUUUGGUGGUAAUGUGGGUCUCGUAAUUACUCAAGCGAUUGGAAUCACUGGAAUGUUACAGUGGGGCAUGAGGCAAUCAACUGAAUUGGAAAAUCAAAUGACUUCGGUAGAACGAGUUGUAGAAUAUAGUUCAAUAGAACACGAGAGGGCUUUAGAUACUAUUGAGUCGAAGAAACCAAAACCUUCAUGGCCUGAACUUGGAAAAAUUGUGUUCAAAAAUCUCUUUUUGAGAUAUGCCCCUACUGAUCCACCAGUUCUCAAACAUCUGAAUUUCACCAUUCUACCCAAGGAAAAAGUUGGCAUAGUAGGCCGCACUGGGGCUGGGAAGUCGUCUCUAAUAAAUGCAUUAUUCCAACUUUCUAUAACCGAGGGUCAGAUCAUAAUUGACGACAUUGAUAUCACUCAGUUAGGUCUUCAUGAUUUGAGGUCCAAGAUCUCUAUUAUACCACAAGAGCCAGUUCUAUUUUCAGGAUCGCUGAGAAAAAAUUUGGAUCCCUUUGAUGAAUACUCAGAUGCUGAUUUGUGGAAAGCCCUAGAAGAGGUAGAAUUAAAAGAAGCAGUGAAUGAUCUAACAUCUGGUUUGAACUCCAUGGUGUCUGAAGGAGGUUCCAAUUUUAGUAUAGGACAAAGACAACUUGUUUGUUUGGCCAGAGCUAUUCUUCGCAAUAACAGAAUUUUGGUGCUGGAUGAAGCGACUGCUAAUGUAGAUCCACAAACUGAUGGAUUGAUACAGACUACUAUAAGGAAGAAGUUUGCUGAAUGUACUGUACUUACAAUAGCACAUAGGCUCCACACAGUAAUGGAUUCUGAUAAAGUUUUAGUUAUGGAUGCUGGAACUGUUAAAGAAUUUGAUCAUCCCCAUAUUUUACUUCAGAAUAAGGAGGGAAUCUUCAGCGGGAUGGUUGAACAAACAGGAAAAGCUACUGCAGAAGUGUUACACGAAGUAGCCAAAAAUCAUUAUGAAUCAAUUAACUAGCGAGUGCAUCCUCUUGAUGAAUCUAUUGGUCAAGAUGCAUCUCCGUGCUGAAUAAUGUGAAGAUGUGGUGUGCGGAAAAACAGAGAAGAAAUUUCGAAAACCCUAUUUAUAACAGUGUUUUUUAUUCAAUUAACUUUGGGCAACCAAUCUUGCAAAUGUAUUCGAAAUCAACAAUACAAGAACAAUUAUGAAAAUUAUAUAGUGGAAAUUAUAUAAAACUGUACUUAUUGUUUUUAUAUCAAGACAAUAUUGAUUAUUUUAUUACAUAAAAUACAUAACUGUAAUAUAUUUGAUUUUGUUCACUUCUUAUGUUCCUAAGCCGAAAUCUCCAUUUAUGUAAAAAUUUCAAUGUGUUAUGUGUAACAGGGUUUGAAUUCAUAUAUUUUUGUAUACAAAGACAACUAUGUGUUCGAAAUAAAAGUUUUUCAUAUCA
Messenger RNA from Coccinella septempunctata (seven-spotted ladybird), 4710 nucleotides. Its product is annotated as probable multidrug resistance-associated protein lethal(2)03659. Bases 228 to 4277 code for a protein of 1349 amino acids. Gene Ontology annotation, cellular component: membrane. The record is from RefSeq and is a predicted model, not a curated record. Gene Ontology annotation, molecular function: ABC-type transporter activity; ATP binding; ATP hydrolysis activity. Gene Ontology annotation, biological process: transmembrane transport. Lineage: Eukaryota; Metazoa; Arthropoda; Insecta; Coleoptera; Coccinellidae. The transcript is spliced from 13 exons.